CUACGACCAUGGUGAUUGUUACCAGUGUGGCAUUUUGGGAUUUUCCACACAAGAAAGAAAGGAAGGAAUGGCGCUAACAACUUCUCUUCAGAACUACCUCUCUUCUUCACUCAUUUCCGCCAGUGGCAAUGCCGCAACAACGGCCAUUAAGCCACCGAGAAGUAGCAUGAUUACCAGCGUGAGAAUGCGGCACUGGGCGGUUCACGCGGCGGCGCCUGACACAACAACCGCAAGCGUGGAAGGGUUCGAAGAAGGAGUGCUGGUUCGACCGAACUGGAGUGGGGAGACUCCUCUGUCUCGUUUGGUUGCAGCUCUCAUCUCUUUCAAGCCCUUAUACUCUCUCCUCAAGCUUGGUGCCAGGCAGGUUUUCAUAAGUACAGCUGAGAAGAAAAACAUACCUUGGAGGGAAAUGACAAAAGAGAUUUUAGAGUCUGAAGUGUAUAAGGAGCUGGAAAGCAUUCAAAACAAUUCUUUAGUAUACCCAGAUUAUUAUUUGAACCCGUUCCAUGCUUAUGACGAGGGAAAUCUUACAUGGCUGGCAGCAGCAGAAGCGGAGCCUGCUACAAUGUCAAUGGCAAUGAGGGCAAUUCCAGAUGCUUCUUCAGUAGAUGAAGCAAAUGAGAUAAUGCGUGGAAAUUGGAUUCGUGCAAUUGAACAACACCAUAUAACUUAUUCAGGAACAUCCACAGUCCGUGACGUACUAGAUAUUGGAUGCUCUGUUGGUGUGAGCACAGGAUAUCUUGCAGACAAGUUCCCCAUGGCCAAAGUUACCGGGCUAGAUCUGUCACCUUAUUUUCUAGCCGUGGCUCAAUACAAGGCUAAGAGAGGAGUGCCUAGAAAAUAUCCUAUAAGAUGGAUACAUGCAAAUGGCGAAGAUACUGGCUUGCCUGCUAAAUCAUUUGACAUUGUGUCUAUUUCAUAUGUGUUUCAUGAAUGUCCCACAAGAGCUAUAGUGAACAUGGUAAAUGAAGCAUUCCGUCUCCUUAGGCCUGGAGGCACUCUAGCCCUGACGGAUAAUUCGCCAAAGUCAAAGAUCCUUCAGGAAUUGUCUCCAGUCCUAUUUACAUUGAUGAAGAGCACAGAGCCCUUUCUUGAUGAGUAUUACUUGACAGAUGUAGAAGAAACAAUGAGGAAAGCCGGUUUUGUGAACAUAAAAUCAUUGCUUACAGACCCAAGGCACAUGACAACAACCGCAACCGUUCCUCAAUGAAACAUAUUCUUUGAAUUUGGCUUCAAACAAGUUAGCCCUUGACUUAUUAUGCGUAUAUCAUUCUGUUCUUCUGAUGAACACAACAUUUCUUGAUGCCUAGAUAGUUAAUGGAGAACUCUUUGAAACGGUCGAUGUAUGUCACCUGUCAAGUUGAAGAGCAUAUAAAAAUUAUGUAUCUAUAUUUCACUAUAAUUUUAUGUUCAUUCGGAACAAUAAAAUGCUAAUUCAGCAA
Arachis stenosperma is the source of this 1442-nucleotide messenger RNA. RefSeq lists its product as uncharacterized. The transcript is spliced from 8 exons. The coding region runs from base 68 to 1210 and encodes 380 amino acids. Lineage: Eukaryota; Viridiplantae; Streptophyta; Magnoliopsida; Fabales; Fabaceae. The record is from RefSeq and is a predicted model, not a curated record.